AUGAAAAUUCCAUUUUUCCUUUUAUGGGGCUUUACCAUAGCCCUAGUAACAGCAUCAGCAGACACAAAUUUGGGUCACAUGUAUAUUCUGGACCAUAUGUAUUUGGAACUAGACUCGAAAAAUUCGCUUACCUGCCAGUCGAUUCUGAUGAAAAAGAGAACUGGGUAUGAAUCACUCAAUUUGAAGGUUCUGGCAUCAGAGACCAUCAACGACAACGCUGAAUUGUCGGUGGUUUUGUUUAGAGCAAAAGAGAUCGAGUAUCUCAAUUUUUACUCGGGACAAAGUCCAUCGCAACUCUUUACUAUUUUCAAUCGUGAAACUGAAAUUUUCAAGGGUGUUCAAAAAUUGAGUAAAUCAUACAAAACAACGCUCAAAAACGAGUUUGCAGUGCUCAAAAAAGGUGAAAAUCAUGUUUUUCAACUAUUUUUGGAACAGUCUGGAGUCUACUGUGCGAUGGUUGCGGUGUCUCCCAAGGUACCCCCAAAGACAUUAUCGUUCCAAUUGAGCACCAAGAGUCCGAAUGGAAGCUUGAAUAGCCAACAAGUGCUUGGGUUUGACAUCUUGUUGCCCCUGAGUAUUGCUGGAAUUGUGUUUUUGGCAAUUGCUGCAAAAAAGUAUUUCGACUUGAAGUCACAAAAAUUGGCCCGAGAACCCAUAAUCCUAAAGUCGAUUGUGUUUUGGAUAAUAGUACCACUCGAAACAAUUCUUUCAAUUUGGUGCUUGUUUCUUUGCUUGCUGCGUAAUGCUGAACCAUUCACUUUUGCAUCCUCGGUCUGGAAUUAUUGCAAUUCUUUUUUGCACUAUCUUUUUCAGGUGCAACGUUACUUUGUCCAGUAUGGUCUUUUAUUGUUUGCAAAUGGCUAUGGAUUACUUUACAGCUUUCAAAAUUCUUCUACUUAUUCCAACUUUCCUCCUGAUAAACUCAAAUGGCCAAGACGCUUUCUCAUUGCUGAUAUCAUCAACAGACCUACUUUAUUGGUGGUUCAGUUUGCUUUGGGUAAGUUACCCGAAAAAUCAAGCACGCUCUCCAUGUCCCUAGGAGCCGCAAUAGUGUUCUUUCUGGUAAUUAUGGCUGCGUUUCAAAGUAUAGCUACCAUCUGCCAAAUAUGGUUUCCCUACCGUUACCACAAACAAGUUUUGAAAACGAUUGCAAUCAGUAAGCAGAAACAUGAGAAAGACGAACAAAGAAUUAGGGACAUUCUGAAAACAGAAAAGGCAUUCAAGAGGAGUAUUGCAAUUGGCUUAUUCAUGAAUGUGUUGCGCCCAAUUAUAAAUGUGAUUUUAAUGGUUGCAACUCCAGGAACUGAGUUUGACAAGUUGGAAUCUAGCUAUGGUUCAUACUUGCGAGUUGGAGACAUUGCCAUUGACAUUAUUCAAGUAUUUCUGAUUGUGGUUCCAUUUGUAUAUAUAUGGAGUUCUGAGCUGUGCCGUCUGGUAUUUGUGGAGAAAAGCAAGGAGGAAUAA
Molecule: messenger RNA, 1464 nt
Organism: Meyerozyma guilliermondii ATCC 6260
Lineage: Eukaryota; Fungi; Ascomycota; Pichiomycetes; Serinales; Debaryomycetaceae
Exons: 1
Coding region: 1-1464 (487 amino acids)
Source: RefSeq, a predicted model, not a curated record